AUGAACACACACCGUUACGCCAAAGAGCUGCACCUAGCCAGCCUCGCCGUCCAACGAGCCGCCCUCCUCACAAAACAACUGCUCUCCGAAGUAGACAAAGGCUCCUUCGACAAGAAGGACGACACCCCAGUGACAAUCGCCGACUUCGCCGCCCAAGCCUCCAUCAUCGCCGCCAUCCACCACACCUUCCCCACCGAUCAAAUCGUCGGCGAAGAAGACUCCACCGCCCUGCGCGAGAACCCAGAUCUCCUCGAACGUACCUGGGAACUUGCCACGUCCGUACACCUCGAUGACGAAGCCAGCGAAGCAUUCCUGCACACGCCCAGCUCGCGCGACGAGCUCCUGGAGCUUAUCGAUCUCGGCGCAAAGGGCGCUUGCGGGCCCGGCCGUGUCUGGACACUGGACCCCGUCGACGGCACGGCGACCUUCAUGCAGGGCCAGCAAUAUGCGGUGUGUCUCUCGCUAGUCGAAGACAGGGUACAGCGGCUCGGUGUGCUGGGUUGUCCGAACCUGAAACUCGGCGAGGGCCCUGUCUCGGAGGAAACGGUGGACCGGGACGGGUACGGUCAGCUUUUAACGGCCAUCGCGGGUCAUGGGGCGUUCAUUGCGCCGCUUGGAACGGGCGCGCUACAGCCUUGCCAGGCGCUGGAGAGGAUACCGCCGGUUGAGACGGCGAGUGAGGUGCGCUUCGUGGAUACGCGGGCUGCUUCGUCGCAUAACGUUGAUAUCCAUGCAAAGGUAGCCGCGCAGCUGGACUGUCCGUGGCCGAAUCCUGUGGACUUGUGGUCGGCGCAGAUGCGGUAUGUGGCUAUUGCGGUGCAGGGUGGGUGUAAUGCCUUUGUCAAGGUGCCGCGGCGGGAGAGUUAUCGGUCGAAGAUUUGGGAUCAUGCUGGGGGGAUGUUGUUGGUGCAGGAGCUGGGGUGUGUGGUUACGGAUUUGGAGGGACAGGAAGUUAAUUGUGGGCUUGGUAGGACGCUUGGUGGAUGUUAUGGAAUGGUUGUUGCUCAGGCUUCGAUACAUGGGCGGGUAUUGGAGGCUGUGAGGGCUGCGAGGCAGGCAUAG
This is a messenger RNA of Penicillium daleae, 1062 nucleotides long. Its product is annotated as inositol monophosphatase family protein. Gene Ontology annotation, molecular function: 3'(2'),5'-bisphosphate nucleotidase activity. The transcript has a single exon. Gene Ontology annotation, biological process: sulfate assimilation. NCBI's taxonomy places the organism in Eukaryota, Fungi, Ascomycota, Eurotiomycetes, Eurotiales, Aspergillaceae. The coding region runs from base 1 to 1062 and encodes 353 amino acids. The record is from RefSeq and is a predicted model, not a curated record.